Messenger RNA from Schizosaccharomyces osmophilus, 1887 nucleotides. It is a transcript of the gene hrd1, whose product is annotated as Hrd1 ubiquitin ligase complex E3 subunit Hrd1. NCBI's taxonomy places the organism in Eukaryota, Fungi, Ascomycota, Schizosaccharomycetes, Schizosaccharomycetales, Schizosaccharomycetaceae. The record is from RefSeq and is a predicted model, not a curated record. Gene Ontology annotation, cellular component: cytoplasm. Bases 1 to 1887 code for a protein of 628 amino acids. The transcript is spliced from 2 exons.
AUGAAGUUCAUACUUUAUGUAUUGGCUUCCAUUUUGUUGUUUGGGUUGUCUGUCUUGUUAAGUCUAUACAGCAGCGCCAACGUGUAUGCUGCGACGGUAAUGAUCUCACAGAGUCCAAUCCAUAUUACAAUUGGACUUAAUGUUUGUCUCUGCCUCUUUUUUGCAAUUGCAAAUGCGUUCAAGGCAGUCCUUUUUGGAUCCCUACAGACGUUUGAAUUGGAGCUGCUGUAUGAACAAUUUUGGAUUACUCUUACAGACGCUAUGCUUUUUGUAACCACUUUGAGCGCUCCGAUAUCUAUUUCCUUUUUUUUAUUGUUAAGCACGCUUAUGUUUGCUCGAGUAUUUCAUUCAAUUUGCGCAUUCCGAACUGAAAGACAGCAGGUUCAGUUGACAGAACGUCAAUUCCAUCUCUUUAACCGACUCACUUGUGCCUUCCUUGUUUUGGCACUUUUGGACAUUACCUUCGUGUAUUUGUGCAGCAAUAAUGAGUACAUAGGCGAUACUUCGACAAGAAUACUUUUUAUCUGUGAAUUUUCCGUGUUAUUUGUUAAUUUGGUUACGGAGGUUAUAAAGCUUGGGCUUUAUGUUUUUGAAACUCGUCAUCCGGAGCAGGUAUGGCAAGAAAAGAGCAUCUACCUUUUUCGACUAGAGGUCCUUCGGGAUGCUUUACGUCUUCUUGCAUACAGCAUCGUACUUGUUUUUCAACUUAGUUAUGUGAGUUACCCUAUUUAUGCAAUUCGACAAUUGUAUAUUAGCUUUUAUUCUCUGUUCCGGCGCCUUCGCGAACAUGCUCGGUAUCGACAAGCUACUCGUGAUAUGGAUGCUAUGUAUCCCAGUGCAACUGAAGAGCAAUUAUCCAGUUCUGACCGUACAUGUACCAUUUGUAGAGAAGAAAUGUUUCACCCUGACUUUCCUCCUGAUAAUAUAGAGGAAAUGGAGCCACUUCCUAGAGGUUUGGACAUGACCCCUAAGCGUUUGCCGUGUGGUCACAUCCUUCAUCUUCACUGUCUUCGAAAUUGGCUUCAAAGACAGCAGACCUGUCCAAUUUGUCGUAGACCUGUCUUUGGAGAACAAGCGCCUUCCCCUGCAGCUGCUACCGCAAACCCUCUCCCAGUUCCUACUCCUACUGCUGUCGAAGGUACAAAUCAAAACACUCCACGAACAUUUUCACCUGGUUCGGGAUUAGGAAAUCCUAACAUUCAACCGACACAUACAUUUAGGCCGGGAACUACUGCUCCUUCUUGGGGUCAGACUCAAAAUCUUCAUGGUACAAUCCCUUUGCGUAACGGAUGGAGUAUGCUCCCUAUACCCGGUGUACACCGUAUUCCUGCUAAUAACUCCACAAACAUGCCUGAUGGUACAACCGCUGAAGGACAUUCUGUUGCAGAUCCAAAUGUAGCUGGUAUUAUACCACCCGGAUGGCGGAUGAUAUCUGGAAAUAACCAUCCAGUUGCUCCUCCCUUACAGCAUGAAGCGCCUGGUUUAGGAAGUCCUUCCGUGGCGGUGCCGAACGUGGAUUUACAAAUGCAGCCUCCCUUACAUGCCGCACCCCUCGAAAUGCAGCGAUUUUCUUCUCCCGAAGCAAACUCCAUUCAAAGUUUACACCAAAAAAUAGACGAAAUGCGAAAUAUGACCGAUCGCUUGCAUUACGAUAUGCAAGAACUGCGUUCAUCAGUACGAAAUCUUGGAGUACUGAUGAAUGAAAAUGCUGUUACAGACGGAUUUAUGGGGCUUGAUCAAGAUAGGAGCAACAUGUUAUCAAAUUCUAGGGUAAGGGAGCACUUCAGUCAGCGGCCAACUGCUUCGUCGUCAAGUUCGAUGGAUGAUGAUUUGACUCAUAGAAACCCAAGAAAUGUACAAUUAGAAACACUAGAUGAAGACUUAUAA